CUCUGGAGAGGAGGGGUGACAGGGAGCUGUCUACUACUGUAUGCUAGAGUAAUGAGAUUAUUGAACUCCUAAAGCUUAGUCUUAAUAGUAGUAGUUGGGGGGCUAUUUAUCGGACACCGCACCGCAUGUUCUUGCGUGUGCGCGACCGAGGACUCGCCUGCUCAGCUAGUCUCCUGCCAGCCCAGGAGAAGCGCACCGUUUAAUGACAUUCUUUUUUGGAAAGAAACUGCUUAUUGAUACCUCUGUCACCCUUUGCGCACAUGAAUUUUCUGAUGGAAGAGAGGAGGACGGAGGUUAAAAUUGUUGCUGUUUGCUAUUUUGGGGGAUCAGAAACUUUUAUUCUCCGUGCCUGAGCGAUAGAGACCACACCAAACCAUGGAGAACCAAACCGAAUCGCAGAGCAGCACCGAGGACGUCCGUAAGAGCGGCUAUCUGCGCAAGCAGAAAUCCAUGCACCGGCGCUACUUCGUGUUACGGACGGCCUCGGAGCUCGGCCCGGCUCGACUCGAAUACUACGAAAGUGAGAAGAAAUUUCGAGGUAAAACGCCUGUGCCCAAAAAGGCAUUGGCGCUGGAGACGUGCUUCAACAUCAACAAACGGGCCGACUCCAAGAAUAAACACAUGAUCGUGCUCUACACACGGGCUGAAAGCUUCGUAGUGGCGGCGGAGAAUGAGACGGACCAGGAGGAAUGGUACCAAGCCAUGGUGGAACUUCAAUGCAAGAGUAAAGCACUGUGUGACAGUGCGAUUGGUGGAGACUAUGGAGUACCAUCCCCUGGUCCUGCUUUCAAAGAGGUCUGGCAGGUGAAGGUUUGGCCAAAAGGUCUAGGACAAGCCAAGAACUUGGUCGGCAUUUACCGGCUUUGCCUGACUGAAAAGACAGUCAACUUUGUUAAGCUAAACUCUGAUGCAGCCGCUGUUGUGCUCCAGCUGAUGAAUGUGAGACGCUGUGGUCACUCUGAAAACUUCUUCUUUGUGGAGGUCGGCCGCUCUGCAGUAACUGGCCCUGGAGAGUUUUGGAUGCAAGUGGAAGAUUCUGUGGUGGCACAGAAUAUGCAUGAGACUUUGCUGGAAGCCAUGAAGGCCCUGAGUGAGGAAUUCCGCCAGCGCAGCAAAUCACAGUCAGCUGCUGGAGGAGCAGGAGGUGGUGCUACUGCAUCAAAUCCAAUCAGUGUUCCAUCUCGACGGCAUCACCCCAACCCUCCACCCAGCCAGGUUGGAUUCACAAGACGUCCACGGACUGAGCCACCGGGUAGUACAAUAGUAGGUGGAAAUAGCAAUAGCACCUCUCCAACUUCUCGGCACAGCUUUCCCCGAACUCGAAUGUCCAGUGAUGGUGGAAAAUUUGAAGACGAAUGUGGUGCAGCAACUACAGGAAUUGCAUCCUGCUCAAGUCCCACCACCAACGGGUCAUGCUCAAAUACCCCUAUUUUGAGAUCAAAAUCUGUUCGCACUCCAACCCCGGCCAAGGCACAGCAUACUCUAAUGAGAUCCACCUCAACCCCAGCUUCUUCAGCUGCAACAAUCCUGCCUUCCAACUCAAGUUCUGGAUCAGAAUUUUGUGGGAUUGUAAAUAGUGUUGGGGAUGUAAAUGGUGGUGUGUACAGUCGAAUACCCCUCCGUCAGCUCUCUGUCACUGGCUCAUUCAGUGACUAUGGCUCCUCGGAUGAAUAUGGCUCUAGCCCUAGUGAUCACUCUCUGCUAACCCCAACAAUGAAGGCAGGGUCUGCAGAUAGCUCAGGUGGUCAUUCCCUUGGUGAAGAAGCAUCCAACUACAUCCUUAUGGGUCAGAGGGGGACAUCCAAAGCCCAGCCAACUCAAAAUGCAGUAUCACAGACCAGGAGGGUUCUGAGACGAUCUUCUAGUAGAGAGUGUGAAGCAGAGCGCAGGAUAAUGAACAAACAGGCCUCCCUACCACCCAUGGCUUUAGAGAGAUCUGCAGCACUCCGUCGAGCCGGUGAGGAACCGGUUGAAGAAGAUGACUAUGCAGUCAUGACUCGCACCACCAGUCGAGAAUCUUUUGGUUCAAGGCAGGAUUCUGGAACAACAGCAAGUGAAACGGGGUACCUAGAAGUAGCUGCUGACCUCAAAGAUGAUGCUGGUAGCAAUGGAACAAGUGGCCCUGCUGUCAUUGAAGAAAGCAAUGGAGCUGUGGAUAAUGCAUAUAUGUCCAUGUUGCCAGGAGUGACAUCUUCCCCAGUAUCCCUUUCUCUCUCCCUCUCAGUAGCAGUAUCAGAUCCAGACUCAAAACCGGAUGAAUACAUGGCUAUGACCCCAAAUAACAGCAUUUCACCCCCCCAGCAGAUUCGACCACCACCUUCUGGCACAGAUGGUUAUAUGAUAAUGUCUCCCAAUAGUAGCUGUUCACCUGAUCAACGAGGAGUACCUACUGCCUGGGUUGGCAGUAGCAGUGCUGACAGCCGGACUGGUAGUGACUAUAUGAAUAUGUCACCUAUUAGUGCCCACUCUUCCAAUAGCACCCCACCUCCACAUGAGCCCCUCACACCAUCUGACCCUCAUCCUCAGAAGCCUCAACCCAAGAUGGUAUUUUCUUACUAUUCUCUACCCCGCUCCUAUAAACAUAAUACUUCAAUGCAUUUUGAGGAAGGACCAGGAAGAGGGAAUCAUCUGGUUAAUGGUGGUAGAUGUCUGGGUGGAGGUAGAGGGCUUAAUAAUAGAAAGUCCAAUCAUCAGGAACCCCCAAAUGGACAACAUCUGUCCCUUUCAUCCUCUUCAUACUCCUCAAGUUCAGCCAGCAAUGAAAGCUUGGGUGAAUGUGAAGAAAAGGCAAUCAAGAUAACAGGAGGAGCAGCAGGAGCUAUUGCAACGGAUAUUGAGCAACGGCAAAGACAAGGGUCUUGGAGUAUAAAGAAAGGUCAUCCUGGCCAAAGGAACCGACCUCUUAGCCUGUUUGUGGACAUCUCAAAAGCCAACACCCUUCCAAGGGUCCGUGAGACACCCCUUCUAUCUGAACCUAAAAGCCCUGGGGAGUAUGUAAGCAUUGAGUUUAAUGGUGAGAGGAACAUUCUACCCAGUGCCCACCAUCCCUUACCAAGGCUAACUUCUUGUGUUGCUGGUUUUUUACCCUUCUCACAUAGCUCCUCUGCUUCUAUCCCACAUUCAACUGCCUCUGAGUAUGUUAAUAUGCAGCUGAGAGCCUCACCUUCCCCUUCUCCCAUCUCACUGACAGCACUAGGGUUUCACUCAAUUCCCACCCCUCCUCUUACACCUGCAGCAGCCCUUAAAGCUUGUGAGGAGCAUAGGUCGACAACCCUAAAUGAGGACGAGGCAGAAGAUGAGAUGGGACAUAGAAAAAACAGACAAGUGUCAGUACCCCAGUCUGGAAACUCAGCCACUUCAUGUAGUGACUACACAAAGAUGGCCUUUAGCCUGAACUCAAGUAACACUUCAAGCUCUACAUCAAUCAAGACCUCCUUGCCAGACCAGCCAGAGUCAGCAGUUCCACUCCUAGGUUUGGGAUUGGGACUAGACUUUCCUCUUGCCAAGGUUCCAAACCCGGACCAUGGUGCUAAGGUAAUUCGAGCAGAUCCUCAAGGUCGUCGACGCCACUGCUCUGAAACAUUUCAGGCCCCUUCCUCACUGCCACCUUGCCCCACAACAUCAUCUUCCUCUGCAUUCCCUGAACACACCCAAGCUAUUGCCCGUCGACUUGGUUUUGAUUGUAUGCUAUGGGGGAACAGUGGCUCAGCAGACAUUUCAUCUCAGUACAUCAACCCUGGGCUACCCAACCAAUCUAUUUCACAGGCAUCCUCCAUGGAGCAGGGCCUGAAUUACAUAGACUUGGAUCUGGCUAACAAAGAGAACCCCCAUGCUGCCUCAGAAGGGCAAGCUGCUGUCCACACACCUGCUACCCGCCUCUUUUCCUUUGUGAUGACUGGAGGAGCUGCAGGGAGUUCUGUAGGAACUGGAGGUUCAGGCAGUAAUGCUUCAAGCCUGAACACGUAUGCUAGCAUUGACUUCUACAAGUCAGAAGAGCUACGGACACACCAAGGCAGCAGCUGCAGUAAAGAUGGUACAGAAUGUUGAUGACUGUUCCUGGUACAGUGAAAUUCUGGGAAAUGGAAUGCUGGAACUAUCCUGUGCACCUUAAAGCACAUGUCAGAACAGUACAGAGAGAGGUUUGUGUGUGUGUGGGCAAAGCCCAAGCAACAUUGUAGGCACUUUUUGAAAAACCAUUCUGAAAGGAUUUUUUGCAGUAAACAAUGGGAUCAGCAACAACUGCCUUUGCUGUCCAGACUUUCUACAGACAAGCACAACAUGCAAUCAUAGAGGAAAAUGAAGACUGACUGCCAACACGGAGCCAAUGACAAUGAACCCUGAUCUUCACCAGUAACUUGAACAGUUUGUGUCCAGUAUUCACAAAAGGAUUCAAUCAUUAUAUGAAAUAAAGAUUAAUUAGGUUGAACAUAUUAUGUACAGUAUACACAAAAAAAGUGCCUAUAGUUUUUAAUUGUUGCUUUUUGAAUAUAGACUUUAGUUUUUUUCAGGCACUGUCUGACAUGCUUGAAGAAAAAAGGUUGUCUUUCUGUUACUUUCUGUUAUAAAAAGAUAAAAUCAGCAGGAAAAGAGGCUCUUUCAGAGUGCUUUAGACCUUAAAGAGCAACAUGCAGGUUGGACACCCCUAUAUAGCAUAGUGUAUGUUGAUGAUAAAACAACUAGAUUUUCUGAACUGGAGUAAUAUAUAUUUAGCCAUUAACGAUAUUUUGAGAUAAAUUGUGAUAAAAUAACUUCCGCGUCUAUAAAGCACUAACCGGAAGUGACGAUGGGCGAGGGAGUCUGGUCAAGUUCAAGCUCAGGUUACAAUGUAUGCGAAUGAAGAAACCGAGUUCUCCGGUGUGGACGAACAUGCCUAUGAUGGCCCACAGGCCUAUAAUUAUGUGCAAAUUAAGAGUUAAAAUAAUUAAAAGUAAGACUUACUCUGCUAAGUCCUCGUUUUCGUUGCACAGAAUGUCUGCUAACGUUAGCACUUUGUCCUCCAGUCCAGCCCGCGCCAAAAUCCGGUGUAAACUUUGACGGUGGACUUGAUUCCAUCGAGUGCACCGAGGGAACAGCAUCAGUAAUCAGCCUCACGUGGUCCUUACUCCGAAAUCCCAUCCGAGACUCCAACAAAUCUCCAGGUCGAUAAUUCUCCGGAGUGAAAUGUGCGCCACAAACGACCGAGUGUGUGGUAACAGACACGGCAGUGAAGUCUGCUCUCUUCACCUGCACAAAACGCUCUCAAGACCGAAAAGCCUUGUUUUUUUCUAGAAGGAAAAUGAUGGACACGAUGUCCUGACAGGCUGGAAUUCGUGCAACCAGCACAAACACAAUAAUUUACCAUUAUGGCUUCUCUAAAACUUUCUGUCUCUCACUACUGCUCUAACUACAUCAACACCCACAAUGAGAGCUGACCGCAAGCUCUUUUGUUUGCCUCGCCCUACGUCAUAUGACGCGUUGAUAGCGGGAAAGGCGUAUUCCAGAGCCUAGCACAUUUUCAUCAAAAUCUCUACAUCAAAUGAGAUUUCAUUAGUAAUUUCUACAUAUGUGUUUUUAAAAGACCUCUGCAGACAAUAUAAAGUAUUAAUUCAGUUAUAAAUUCAACCUGCAUGUUGCUCUUUAAGAUGCAAUGUUUCAUUUUAUGUGAUUGAAUAAAGGCUUUGAGGGAUAGACAGUCCAUUAAAUGUGUUGUCAUUAGAUCUCAAUGUUCUAGAUUCUUUUUUUGUCCUCUCGAAUUCUUUAGCAUGUCAUAUUCUGAAUGUUUUGUCAGCUGAACAAUUGACACCAAACAGUACAACCCACUGAACAGACUACAUCUAUUCCUCACAACCUUGUUUUAAUUUUGAAAAAUUAAAUAGUGCAUCUAUCUUGACUAAUGUUAGAUAUCAACGGUAUUGUUGGGUGAUAAUUAUGAUGAUGAAGAAAAAGUCAUUAUGAAACUCAAAUGGUGUUUAGCUAACCUUGCCUGCUAGCUUUAUUGAUUCAAUGCAUCACCCAUCUUUUGACCAGUUCAUCAUCCUCCAUUUUUUCUUUUUUUCUCCUAUUAUUGUCCUCCCUUCUACCUAUGCUUGAUACGUUCCAGCUGUGCAUUAGUACUAAAGUGUCUGUCUCUCUUAUCUCUCUGUUUCUCUGCAUCUCUCCCUUUCCCUUCUGCUCCCUUCCCAGCAUCGCCCUGAAAGGAACCAGUUAAAGACAUUUGGCUCAGUGACAUUAAGAGUCUAUUUUUACUCUAAGGGUGGGGCAAUUCUGAUGGUGUCCUGCGGUAACUUACCUCGACUGGCACGCAAGGAUGCUAGCUGACCCAAUCCACACUAGACUAUACCAAUGUUAGUCUCAAAUGGGGGUGUGUAAAGGAUAUUAUAUGAAAAUCCUCCCUAUUCUCUGUAUUACAGUGACACCCAUUGCUGGCCAACAGUGGUAAAAUAAAAACAUGAUUUUGAGUGUAGGCAUCUGCAUUAAUCAUUUGUUUUAUUUAUUCCCAUUCUUGGGAGUAUUUUAUUUAGUUUUUCUGAUGAUGAAUAUGUCCAUUAAAGUUUUCAUUUUCUUUUUUUUAAAGAGCCCAUGAAAUCGAAACUGUAGUUGUGUGGCUUUUAGUUCAUGUCUGUUUACUUUGAGAUCAUAUACACUCACUUAACACUUUAUUAGGAACACCUACAUAUUCAUGCAAUAAUCGAAUCCGCCAAUUGUGUGGCAGCAGUCCAAUUUAUAAAAUCAAGCAGAUAUGGUCAAGAGCUUGUUGUUUAUUUAGUUAAUGUUCACAUCAACAAUCAGAAUGAAACAAUAGGACCAUAGUGUUCCUAUCAAAGUGCUAAGUGAGUGUAUUUGGCUCUUUUAUCAGCCUCUGAAAGACCUCUGGGAUUUAGAGCUUUUGUGAUGAAUAAAUUAAUCCUCAAUAUUUAUGCUUUUCAAUGUAUGAUGUUAUGUGUUUGUGCUUGUAUAUACCAAUAGUGUGUUUGUUCCUUCCUAUUCAUUGAAAUGGUUCAGUAUGUUCUGGUCUGUCAUAUGAUUGCUUAGAUACAGAAUGUAACAAAUGGUGUUUAUUGGAUCCAGAUUGAGCUGGUCUAAAAGAAAAUCACUCUUGCUGCAUUAGAAAGCAGAGUUGGAAAUAACCAGUCUUAUUUUGUGAGUAUCCCCACAUAGUAGCUAAACUUAUACAGAACAGGUCAUUAUGCAAAUUAAUGCUAAACAAUAUGGUUUGCUACUUGUAGCAGGAGGUACAUUUACACAAUGUUCAUUUAAAUUCAUCCAAAUAAUGUCCAAGUUUAAAUGUGCUGUAAUUUGCAGUGUACAUUUCAACAUUCAGACACUAAGGUAAUCAUAAAAAUGUCAAGCCAAAGAACUAGACAGUCAGACAAAUUCAUUUAGAACACAGAAUAUUGAAAGGCAAAAUAAUCAUAUCGAAACAAUUACAAUCUCAUUAGUCCACAAAACUGCCUCAAGUCUUUGAGAGUUUAAUGGCAAACAGUGCAGUCCAUCAAUGCAGAUUAUUAACACUAAGAGGCACCAUGUGAAUAGUGCAAAUGGUCAAAUUAUGCAUAGGAUUAUAGUGAGAGAGGACAGUUCUAUAGGCUUUGCUGCUGUUUUGUCAUACAUUACUAUAGGUGAACAGAAGUUUACUAAAGAUAUUUUGUGUAUGGUUCCUGUUGACAGGGAUUGUAAGAAAUGACAAUGCUGUUUUUUUAUGUUGAAAUUUUCAUGCUGCUUAUAAAAAGGGCAGCCGAGCCAAUGUUUAUAUUACUCAUGUCUUUUUGUUGCUCUGUAAAAAAUAAAAAAAAUUAUAUAUAAACUGAAUUUUGCUGAAAAUUUGGCUUUAUUUUGCUUAAGUUCAUGAACAGUAAAGCACUUAAUAAAAUAAAAUAAAC
Messenger RNA from Xyrauchen texanus (razorback sucker), 7859 nucleotides. RefSeq names its product insulin receptor substrate 1-B-like. Lineage: Eukaryota; Metazoa; Chordata; Actinopteri; Cypriniformes; Catostomidae. Gene Ontology annotation, cellular component: cytosol; plasma membrane. Gene Ontology annotation, molecular function: phosphatidylinositol 3-kinase binding; insulin receptor binding. The coding region runs from base 376 to 4047 and encodes 1223 amino acids. The transcript is spliced from 3 exons. The record is from RefSeq and is a predicted model, not a curated record. Gene Ontology annotation, biological process: insulin receptor signaling pathway.